Molecule: messenger RNA, 330 nt
Organism: Spirometra erinaceieuropaei
Lineage: Eukaryota; Metazoa; Platyhelminthes; Cestoda; Diphyllobothriidea; Diphyllobothriidae
Source: the annotation of a GenBank genome assembly
AUGUUCUAUGCCAUGCUGAUGGACCCCGAUCGUGUUGAGCACCCCGGGAUCCGCAUUGCCUACAGGACGGACAGUCACCUCCUGAAUCAACGGCGGAUGCACUUCCAAUCGCGCGUAUCCACAACCAACGUGCACGAACUUCCCAUCGCCGACGACUACGCCCUGAACACCACAUCGGAAGUGGAGAUGCCACGGAGCAUGGACCUGUUCUCUGCCGCCUGCGAGAACUUUGGGCUGGUCAUUAACACGCAGAAGACGGUGGUGAUGCAUCAACCGGCACCCAAUUCAGCCACAGCCCACAACGCGUCGCCGCAAAUCAACGUGAAUUGA